Fusarium redolens is the source of this 999-nucleotide messenger RNA. RefSeq lists its product as uncharacterized. The transcript has 3 exons. The coding region runs from base 1 to 999 and encodes 332 amino acids. Gene Ontology annotation, molecular function: FAD binding; D-amino-acid oxidase activity. Lineage: Eukaryota; Fungi; Ascomycota; Sordariomycetes; Hypocreales; Nectriaceae. The record is from RefSeq and is a predicted model, not a curated record.
AUGGAAGUCGGCAUAAUCGGUUCUGGAAUCAUCGGGCUCACGUCUGCUCUCGCCCUCGUCGAUGCUGGGUACUCUGUGACCAUCGUCGCCCGUGAUCUACCCGGAGACGAUUCAUCUCAGCAGUGGGCAAGCCCUUGGGCUGGUGCUGGCAUUCUUCCCCACCCAGACUACAAAGGACAUGAUUUGCAGACUGAGAGUUUCAAGUUUUACUGGGCACUCGCCCAUUGUGAUCCGACAAGUGGAGUGCAGGUGGUAGAUGUAACUGAGUACUAUGAUGACCGGGAUGAUGAUUCUACUAUCUGGUACAAACGCAUGGCCCCAAAAUAUCGUCGUCUGUCUUCAAAAGAUCUCCCGGCAAACGCCAAAAUCGGAUUCAAAUAUCAGUCAAUGACGGUCAACCCAGCUGUGUUCUUGCCUUGGAUCAAGGCCAUACUUGAUAAGAAAAGAGUUCGUUUCAUCCGCGCUGAAGUCAAGUCUUUAGCCGAGGCUAGAUCAAUUCUCCAGACAAAGGUCAUCGUCAAUGCUUCUGGCCUGGGAGCUUUCGAUCUUGCUAAUGACGACAAGGUAGUUGCUGUUCGAGGCCAGACAAUGCUUGUUGAAAGCGAUUCCCACGAGAUGGUGAUGUUCCAGGGCUCUCAUUACACAUACCAGAUUCCGCGGAUGUACAGUGGCGGCGUGAUAGUUGGCGGAGUCAGUCAGCCUGGGAACAUGGAUCAGGAAGUCGACCCUGAAGUACGGUCAGAUAUUUUGCGACGAAUGAAUCUCCUCUUAAACGACCAAUAUCAGGAUGUGGACCUGGACAAGCAUGUCAUGAAGGACUUGGUUGGGUUUCGACCGAGCAGAGAAGGUGGAUAUCGACUGGAACGGGAGGAUGAUGUGAUUCAUGCUUAUGGCUUUAACACUCUUGGAUAUACAUAUAGCUAUGGUGUGGCUUUGAAGGUUCGAGAUCUGGUCAGGUCCUCAACAGAUGAGAAAGGGGUCGUGCGGAGCAAACUUUGA